Owenia fusiformis is the source of this 424-nucleotide messenger RNA. The record is from the annotation of a GenBank genome assembly. Lineage: Eukaryota; Metazoa; Annelida; Polychaeta; Sabellida; Oweniidae.
AUAGAAACAUGAAUAUUCCCAAGUCCCCUCAAACACCACGCAGUUCUACCGAGAACGUUAUUAGGUCAGCAAAAUUGUCAAUAAACCAAGCAAGCAAAGUAAGAAAGCAAUUGCUUCUUGGUAAUUCAACUCUCGCAGAAAUAAAGUCGGCAAAAGAAAGAAUUGGACAGAAACGAGGAGGGGAAAGAAAUGUGUUGGCCCGCGUGCUUGGAGGUAAAGUAAUAAAGAAAUAUAGAUGUGCUCAAAGAUUUGGAAAAAUAACAGGGCUCGGGAGGAAGAUUGACUCUAGUUCAACGUCAAAAUCACUCCUUACUGCUGAUAGGUUCUCAAAACAACGUACAUGUAUACGCAAACGAUUUUCUGAUGUUUAUUUAGCAUUUAUGACAAGAGAUGACAAUAGUGGGAUGGAACCAGGGAAGGCUGA